AUGCCUCCUGGAUUUUCCAAAAAGCGCAAGGUCCUUGACGGUCUCAAGGGUGAGACCGGCCGCAAGAAGAAGUUCACCAAGCAACGCUUCUACCACAGCAGCUCUGAAGAUGAGGAAGACGACGACAAGUUCAAUGCCGUCAAUCUUGGCGACUCAGACGAAGAAGGAGGCGUUACAGUGAAGAAGCCCUCUGCUCUCGAUCUUCGCAUGAAGAAAGCCAAAGAAGCCAAGGAGGCACCCACACCGCAACCGAAAAAAUCAGACGCCAGCGACUCCGACUCCGACGAAGAAGAAGAGAUUGAGCUCGGAUCCGACGAUCUCGAAGACGAUGAUGACGAGAACGAUGUCUCCGGCAGCGACGAGGAACUAUCCGACUCUGGCUCCGCCGCAAAAGACGCCAAGCGCGGUCGUGCCGUACCCAAGCGCAACGACCCAACCGCAUUCUCAACCUCCAUUUCCAAAAUUCUGUCCACCAAGCUUCCAUCCUCCGCACGGGCUGACCCCGUUCUCUCGCGAAGCUCCUAUGCCUCGAAGCUUGCCGCCGAGGCCGCAGAUGAUAAGCUGGACAAGGCCGCGCGCGCCAAGAUGCGCGCCGAGAAGAAGGAAGAGCUGGACCGUGGUCGUAUCCGCGAUGUGAUGGGCAUCAAGAGGGGCCUGGCGGGUCCCGUGGCCGAGGAGGAAAAGCGUGUGCGCAAGAUGGCCCAGCGUGGUGUGGUCAAGCUGUUCAAUGCUGUGCGCGCGGCUCAAGUCCGGGGUGAGGAAGCCGCCAAGGAUGAGCGCAAGAAGGGCACAAUUGGUAUGGGAGAGCGGGAGAAGGCCGCUAAUGAGGUCAGCAAGCAAGGAUUCCUGGAGCUGAUCAAUGGCAAGAAGGGAAAGCCUUUGAACAUCGAGGAGGCUUGA
Penicillium olsonii is the source of this 900-nucleotide messenger RNA. The record is from the annotation of a GenBank genome assembly. NCBI's taxonomy places the organism in Eukaryota, Fungi, Ascomycota, Eurotiomycetes, Eurotiales, Aspergillaceae.